AUGCGACAACGUGAAUUACGGUCGAAAUUGCACAAAACUCGUUAUGCACAAUCAUUAAGGCAAACAAAUGGGUCUCCGACAAUGUAUGACUCUCCAUCAUCGAGACGAACACCUAUUCCAUCGCCACAUAUCCCAAUGCCACCUGCACCAUUGAAAAACAAUGGCAUCAAUCAGUAUGACGACGAAAAUGAAUCAUUAUUCAGUGAACUCCGACUGAGUUCUAUACCUGGCAGUAAUUUCAGUCAAAAUGACGCACGGUUACCACCACAAGUACCAGCACCUCCUGUAAAUAAAUUCGCCGAACCGAAAUUCAAUGGAACAAAAAAUACAACCACACAUGUCCCCACAACUCUUUCGAUUGAGGAACGUCGAGUACAGGAAUCCAUCGAUCGACUUGAUCGACAACUAAAAGAAGCACAAGCUAAGAUUCGCCCAAAUUCCGGUACCCGACUACCUAAAACGCAAAAACGAUAA
Adineta ricciae is the source of this 474-nucleotide messenger RNA. Lineage: Eukaryota; Metazoa; Rotifera; Eurotatoria; Adinetida; Adinetidae. The record is from the annotation of a GenBank genome assembly.